UCCUUCUGCUCUCACCACCACGACGAUGUCCGACACCGCUGGAAAGACCAUCACCUGCAAGGCCGCCGUCUGCUGGGGCGCGGGCGAGGACCUGGUAAUCGAGGACAUCGAGGUCGCCCCGCCUAAGGCGCACGAAGUGCGCAUCCGCAUCCUGCAUACUGGUAUCUGCCACACCGACGAAUACACCCGUAGCGGCAAGGACCCUGAGGGCCUGUUCCCCGUCGUCCUUGGCCACGAAGGCGGAGGCAUCGUUGAAUCCGUCGGCGAGGGCGUGACGAGCGUCGCGGUCGGCGACCAUGUCAUCCCCCUGUACACUGCCGAAUGCCGCGAGUGCAAGUUCUGCAAGAGCGGCAAGACCAACCUGUGCGGCGCUGUCCGCGCUACUCAGGGUCAGGGCGUCAUGCCCGACGGUACCAGCCGCUUCACUUGCAAGGGAAAGUCGCUGUACCAUUUCAUGGGCACCUCCACCUUUUCGCAGUACACCGUCGUCGCAGACGUCUCUGUCGUCGCUGUCGACAAAAAAGCACCUCUUGAGAAGGUCUGCCUUCUCGGCUGUGGUAUCACCACCGCAUGGGGCGCCGUGGUGAAGCAGCCUGGCAUCACAAACUCCACCGUCGCCGUCUUCGGCUGCGGCGCCAUCGGCCUCGGCGUUAUCGCCACCUCCGCCCUCGUCAAAGCCUCGCGCAUCAUCGCCGUCGACACGAACCCCGGGAAGGAGGCCUGGGCGAAGAAGAUGGGCGCGACCGACUUUGUGAACCCCGCGCAGUUGCCGGAGGGCACGCGGAUCCAGGAUAAGCUCAUCGAGAUGACCGAUGGAGGGCUUGAUUAUACUUUCGACUGCACCGGCAACGUCCACGUCAUGCGCGCCGCGCUCGAGGCGUGCCACAAGGGCUGGGGCGUCUCCACCAUCAUCGGCGUCGCCGCCGCCGGGCAGGAGAUCUCCACGCGCCCCUUCCAGCUCGUCACCGGCCGCGUCUGGCGCGGGUCGGCGUUCGGUGGCGUGAAGGGCCGCACGGAGAUCCCGGGCCUCGUUGAGGACUAUCUGAAUGGUAAGGUGAAGAUCGACGAGUAUGUGACGCAUCAGCGCAAGCUGGGCGAUCUGUACAGCGGAUUCCAUGAUAUGCAUGCUGGCGAUUGCAUUCGUUGCGUGGUCGACAUGUCGUAAAUUCGCAAAGAAGGCAAAGAAAUGCACGACGUAGUUGUACGAUUAUUCUGUAACCUGUACUUUCCGAAAUGAAGGUGUCGAGGUUGUUGCCACA
Schizophyllum commune H4-8 is the source of this 1259-nucleotide messenger RNA. RefSeq names its product alcohol dehydrogenase. Gene Ontology annotation, molecular function: zinc ion binding; S-(hydroxymethyl)glutathione dehydrogenase [NAD(P)+] activity. Gene Ontology annotation, cellular component: cytosol. The record is from RefSeq and is a predicted model, not a curated record. Gene Ontology annotation, biological process: formaldehyde catabolic process. The transcript is spliced from 12 exons. Lineage: Eukaryota; Fungi; Basidiomycota; Agaricomycetes; Agaricales; Schizophyllaceae. Bases 26 to 1165 code for a protein of 379 amino acids.